Molecule: messenger RNA, 1913 nt
Organism: Erythranthe guttata (spotted monkey flower)
Lineage: Eukaryota; Viridiplantae; Streptophyta; Magnoliopsida; Lamiales; Phrymaceae
Gene: ATG13
Product: Autophagy-related protein 13
Biological process (GO): autophagosome assembly; mitophagy; piecemeal microautophagy of the nucleus
Cellular component (GO): cytosol; Atg1/ULK1 kinase complex; phagophore assembly site
Source: RefSeq, a predicted model, not a curated record
CAUAAGGCGAUCGCCCCUCAGCCAUGGAUAGCCUGAGUUUUUGGAAUAGAACUUUAAUGGAACCAAUGAUAAUCGAUAUUAUACUCGUCAGAGAAUCACCAAACUCUUCACACACUAUGUUGUCGAACGAUGUCUUCACAGAGACAGUCGUAGAAAGAUGGAUAGUUCAGCACGAGUCUCAAAGUCAAAGGUCAACGCCCCCUCAAACUAGCGAUUACAAGAAGACGUAUAAAAAGUCAAUCAUAUUGCUUCGCUCAGUUUACUCAAUGCUGAGGCUCCUCCCAGCUUACAAAGCCUUUCGGAAAAAAAGCUCCUUAAAGCAGAGCUGUAAUUUCGAUAUUAAUUACAAAGUCUGCUCGUUUAGUUCUCCGUUUUCAAGAGAUGAGGAACAUUCAAUGAAGAAGUACAGUUUUGUCCCUGUCGAAGCUCAACAAGGCCGUCUCUCUGUAUCAGUAAUUUAUCGCGAAGAUUUAUCCGAUUUUAAUCUCGAUGCUUUCGUAUCUUGUCCUUUGGAGAUCAUUACUGAUUAUGUGGGCAGCCCUCUUACCGAUCCUAUGAGGGCAUUUUCGAUAAGAGAAAAUCAUCACUCAGCUCCUUCAAGAAGGCACAGCUGGACAAGUGGUGGUCUUCAUAGGGAUGUUUCUUUGCUACAUAAUCAUAAUCAACCACUCAGUGGCUCUCCACCUUUAUAUCGCUCGCCGUACGAGUAUUCACACUCACCUACUGACGCAUACAUUAAUAAGAAUCAGAAUCAACGGCUCACAUCUUUUCAAAAAACUUCAUCGGAGGAUUUGCUUUCUCCACCGUUGUCUUCUUCUCCUUCUCCAUCUCCGCCUACGUAUUUCUCCGGUGGGAAUAUUCAGAGCCGUCCGGUGAGUAUUCCUCAUCCGAUGAUGAGCAGAAGUCCUAAAUAUCUUUCUCCUAAUUUAUCUGAUCCAAGUAGGCAUCAUUCUCUUCCGCCUCUAUCGCCUAGAAACACGAAGUAUGAUCCUUCGUCACAUGAGUCCUCGUCUGGAAUAAGAUCCAUGAGAAAUACUCCGAUAAGUCUUGGCCAGAAGGUGUCACGAGAUGCCAAAGAGGAUUCGGGGCGGUUUUCGAGUUUGCUGUCUUCGAGUAGUUCUCCACGUGUAGGAUUCUCGAGGAGCUCCAGCAGAUUGUCUUUUCAGGAUGACUUUGGCGAUUGUGAUUUUUCGUGUCCUUUUAUUGUGGAUGAUGUGGACCCUCCUGAUAUGCAAAUGAGUCCAAAUCUGGAUGCGAGAAACAGUUCAGAAGUUUCUUCACAGACAUCUUCAACAGCGAAGAAAUCUCAGGAUGCAGCUGUAGGUGCCCUUGUCCACAUGCUCCGAACAGCUCCUCCUCUUCGUCAAGAUUCUAGCUGUUAUAAUUCUUCUCAAUCCUCCAAAAUCGAAAUGGAGGGUGAAAUUGGAGCUGCCUCUGAAUUUUUCAACCCUCGUAAAACCUCUGACGCCCUUGAAGAACUCAAGACUUAUAAAGAAAUGAAAAAUCUGCUACUUUCAAAGAGUAAUGCUCAUAUGGCUGGCAAGGGAAAAAUCGAGAACUAACAAUUUGUGUUUGUAACAUUGCCGUUUUAAGUUAAAUUUAGCUUGUAUAGAUUGUUCUUGAUAGUUUUUUUUUUUUUUUUAGAUGAAUUAAUUUGCAUUUAUAUCAGCUGUGUCAUUACAGUUUCGGGCUUAUUGGUGGCGGUAGUUUUUAAGACAUGCAAAUACGGUUCAUGUCUUUUUUUUAGACAGCAUUUGUGUAGAACACAGAACCAGUGGAACUCUGUACAUAAUAUGGUAAAAGCUAACAACAUUUGCUGGCUAUUUAUUGAAUAAUCUGGUUGUCAAUUCUUGUUGUACUAGUAGCUUGAAUAUAGAAGUGAUUAAAUUCAUGUGUAACUCAAAUUUGCUUGA